CCGCUUCAACUAUCUUGCCUCUUCUCCGAUCGAGCUGGGGAAUCCGGGGAAACGUCUCCAGUAUCUAUCUAGGUAUCUAUAUAUACCAUCGAUUACUCCGCAUUCUGAUCUCAUCUCGUGUCCCAGAGAUCAUCGUCUUCUUAGGUUACCUGCAUCGGUAAUCGUAUAUUCUAUCUUCUACCAAGUUGAAGUCAUCCAAGGACAAACUGUCAAGAUGCCGUUCGGAAUAUUGGAGUGCAAGAAGAUGGAGCUGGUGCCCGGCACAGCUAUCCUGGGUGACAAGGAAUCAACCGAUCCGCCCCCAGAAUAUGCACACAUCCCAAGAGACCAGCUGAAGCACGGAACGGGCAAAUUCUCCCAUAUCAUUCUCGUGCCUCAGCCGUCCGAUUCUCCAAAUGAUCCAUUGAACUGGCCACAAUGGCAAAAGGAACUCAUCCUUCUCAUCAUUGGUCUCUCGGCUAGCGUCGUCGGUGCUUUUGGUCCUAUGCUUUCACCGGGUUUCGUUCAAGUCUCAGCUGAACUAAACAUCACCGUCGAAACACUCUCGCAAGCAACUGCAUGGCUCAUUCUGACUCUGGGAUUGUGCGUGUUUUUCAUGAACCCCCUUGCCAAGGUGUACGGUAAACGACCCAUUUACCUCCUCGCCAGCGUCGUUAUGCUCGUCACUAGUUGCUGGGGUGCCGCAUCCAAGGACUAUCCUUCUUUCCUAGCGAGUCGAGUCGUAUCUGCCAUCGGUAUGGCGCCGUACGAAAUCCUCGUCCUGGCCACCAUCAAGGAUAUCUACUUUGUGCACGAGCGCGGCACACGUAUCGCCGUGUGGAAUCUAUUCUUGAUGUGCGGUAUUGCAGGCGGUGCCAUGAUUUCAGGAUACAUUAUUCAAAACCUCGGAUUCCGCUGGACAUUCUGGAUUUGUGCAAUUCUCUUUGGCGUUUUCCUAUUUGGUAUCAUAUUCUUCGUGCCUGAAACAACCUACAGACGUCCCCCAGGUUUGGUCGCUCAGCUUACUGCCGAUGCAGAGAAGACGCGAAAUCUGGAAGAGCACGACGACAAUGAAAAGAAUACACCUGUCCGGAUCGAAACUACCUACAGCCAUGAACCCGUAUCCGAAUCCCGCAUGUCAUACCUUCGCAGUCUUCGUGUGUUUACUGGAAAAUACAGCGAUGCGCCAAUGCUCAAAAUCUUUGCUCGCCCAUUCAUCCUCUUCUUCUAUCCACCUGUUCUCUGGGGGUUUCUCCUCUACGGCACAACACUUACCUGGAUCGUGGUCUUCUCUGUCGUCAACGGUGUCAUCUUCGUCAAACCACCCUACAACUUCUCUGUCUCCCAAACAGGACUCAUAAGUCUAAGCCCCUUCCUCCUCACCUUAAUCGGCGAAGUAAUCUCCGGUCCCAUGAACGACUGGAUCUGCGUCUAUCUCACCAACAAGAACCGCGGUAUCUACGAGCCCGAAUUCCGUCUCCCACUCGUCUUCUUCACCGUCAUCCUGGGAAGUGUCGGCUUCUUCGGUUUCGGGGCAACAAUCCACUAUGAAACCCACUGGACGGGACCUGUACUCUGUUUCGGGUUCGCGAAUAUGGCCAUGGCGUUCGCUUCUACGGCCGUGUUUGGUUAUGUGGUUGAUUGUUACCCAAGAUUAAGUGAGGAGAUCUUUGUCUCGGUUAAUGCUCGUAAUCUCUUGACCUUUGGGUUUACGUAUUUUGUGAAUACUUGGUUGGAGAGGAAUGGUGUGUUGAUUGUGUUUAGUGCACUUGGUGCUAUGUUUUUGUUUGUUUGUUUCCUGACUAUCCCCAUGUGGAUCUUUGGGAAGAAGAUUAGGAGUUGGAUUGGAAGGAAUCAGUGGUUGCAGGAGUUUAUGACUGAUGAGGAGUAA
Messenger RNA from Talaromyces stipitatus ATCC 10500, 1870 nucleotides. RefSeq names its product cycloheximide resistance protein, putative. Gene Ontology annotation, biological process: transmembrane transport. Lineage: Eukaryota; Fungi; Ascomycota; Eurotiomycetes; Eurotiales; Trichocomaceae. The record is from RefSeq and is a predicted model, not a curated record. The transcript has 4 exons. Gene Ontology annotation, molecular function: transmembrane transporter activity. The coding region runs from base 215 to 1870 and encodes 551 amino acids.